Molecule: messenger RNA, 808 nt
Organism: Vigna unguiculata (cowpea)
Lineage: Eukaryota; Viridiplantae; Streptophyta; Magnoliopsida; Fabales; Fabaceae
Product: subtilisin inhibitor CLSI-II-like
Molecular function (GO): endopeptidase inhibitor activity
Source: RefSeq, a predicted model, not a curated record
ACAUAAACCUAAACCAGCAAAACGCAGAAACAUGGUGAAGUCUGCACCAUCUCUCACCCUUUCCUUCUUCUUCCUCUUUGGCAUCACCACCCUCAACUUCACACCAUCGUUCUCAGAAGCUCCCGAAAAAGUGGUGGACUCACAAGAAAGACCCGUUUCUUCCGCUGCAAAAUACUACCUUCUGCCAUUUUUUCCUGGCCCAGAAGGUGGCGCUAUAACAUUAGGUCAAGCUGAGAACUCAGCAUGCCCUGUUGCUGUUCUACAACCUACCGACGAGACUGACCCUGGCCUGGCUGUGAAGUUCGGCACCGGAGGAACAAGCUCCGGCGACAUCUUCACAGAAACGCCUUUGGAUGUUGCGUUUGUGGAUAAACCUUCGUGUGCUUCAUCUUUCAACUGGGUGGUGGUUUCUGAUGAUUUUCCGGGGAUAUGGGUGGGGAUUGGUGGCGAGGGAGACCAUCCGGGGAAGAAGGUAGUGCCCGGAAAGUUUAUCGUUCAGAAAUUUGGCUUGGGUUACAAGCUUGUGUUCUGUUUCGACAGCAGCGACAGCAGCACUUGUUAUGGCAUUGGGAGACACGAUGAUGUGCAAGAAAGGCGUCUUGUGUUAAACAAUGAACCCUUUGAGUUUUCGAUUAUCAAUGGUAGUUAAUGCUGUUGGAGGUUCCACGAAUUCUAUAAAACCUCUGUUUUACAAUAAAAGACCAACUAUAGAAUAUGGUUUGAUUUACUUUUACUGUAUCGUUCUUCAAAUGAUCGUAUAUUGGUGCAUGUAAUUAUAUUUACAUGUUAUAAUAAUAUUAAUCCGUUC